AUAGGUUCCACCACCUCUCAAUGGAGAACGACAAACAAUCCCAGGGAAGCUUUUUAUAAGUAAGACACCAUCAUGGGAAAGAAGAAGAAAGAAGAGACUGAGAAGGCUCCUGUCUCAAAAUGUCCAGAUAACUCCGCAUUCAAACAGCAGAGAAUCCCAGCAUGGAGGCUCACCUUAACCCCCCAAAUCGUCCUCAGCUCAUUCUUUAUCAUCGGCCUCUUCUGUCUUAGUGUAGGAAUCUGUUGGAUUGUAGCCACUAGCAAUGUUAAAGAAAUAUGGAUCACCUAUUCUGACCAUUGUUCAAACUGCUCACAACUACUGGAAAAAUCUUCAAAUUCAAAUUCAUGCAAAUGCACUGUUACGUUUUCUGUGAAAGAAAAGAUUCAGGGAGAAGUCUUUUUGUAUUACGGGCUCAGCAACUUUUUUCAGAACAAUCGGAGAUAUGUGAUAUCCAGAUUUGACACCCAGCUGCUUGGGAGAAAUGUGACCACUGAAGAGAUUGGCGGCUACUGCGCUCCAUUUUCUGUAUAUAAUAAUGGCACCCCAAUGGCUCCUUGUGGUGCAAUUGCCAACAGCAUGUUUAAUGAUACAAUAACACUGGUCUAUCAACCGAACUCCACUUCCGAAAUCCCAGUUCCACUGCUAAAAACUGGAAACACCUGGUGGUCUGAUAAGAAUGUAAAGUUUAGUAACCCCAAACCAAAGGAUGAUCUUGUGCAGGCAUUUUCAGGAAGUGCCAGGCCACCAUAUUGGCAGAAACCAGCUUACGCUCUUGAUCCUCUUGACCCUAAUAACAAUGGUUAUAUAAAUGAUGAUUUUAUCAAUUGGAUGAGAGUGGCAGCUUUCCCGAACUUCAGAAAACUUUAUAGACGUAUCUCACGAAUACAACAGUUCUCUGAUGGCCUUCCACCUGGAAAUUACACCUUCGUCAUUGAAAACAAUUUUCCAGUAUCUAAAUUCGGAGGGAAAAAGCAUGUGAUCCUGUCAACCCUAUCAUGGUGUGGAGGAAGUAACAUGUUUCUGGGAAUUGCAUACACUGUGACUGGAGCAGCCAUUGUACUCACAGCAUUUGCCAUGCUUGCUGUGCACCUGAAGAAACGGAAGCCUAAGAAGAAAUUUUCUGUCAGAUAAGUUAAAUUGGCAGUAACCUUCUGGUAUCUCACUGACUCUUUUUUUUGUUUUUAUUGCUGCGUCUGUAAAAUAAAAAUGACACAUCCCACAUCAGGGUUUCUAAAUGCAGAUAAUUCUCUUAGCUUAUAUUAGCAAGGUCACAGAUCCAUAUUGUUCGAAGACAGAAGAAUUUACCAAUGGAAGAAUUGCCUCUUGGGUUGAAUACUGUGCCAUACUGUCAUUCAACUUUUUUUUUCUUUUAGGAAAAAAUCUGACUUUUUAUUAAGGCCUCAUGCACACGGCCGUUGCCCGACCGUGCCCAUAUUGUGGCCCGCAAUAUGCGGGCACCGGCCGUGUGCACCCCGCAUCACUCCAAACCUUAAAUUUGCAUACAAUCCAUGUUACCUUUAUCCUCAUUAAUGCAAAUGUCUUGACACUGAUGACACAUUAUGUGUUCCUGGAUUGAAAAUACGAUUUACAAGUUCCCUUAUUCGUUUGCACAUAGUACUACCCACGUACUGCAUAUUACAUUAACUACAUGUUUGGUGGAGCAAUUAAUAAAUGAUUUGAUAACAUGUGAGACCCCUGUAUUUGUAGAUAUUAUUUCCUUGGUAUUAUUAAUGAAUUUGCAUGUUCCACGCCGAGAGGAAUCACAUUAAUAAGUACCAGUGUUGUGCAGCCAAGUUUCCUUUGUUUUACCCAUACUGAUAACAUACAAAAAACAAAGCAAAAAAAACGAAUGUUGCAAUUUUGAAUAGGAUGAA
Molecule: messenger RNA, 1874 nt
Organism: Bufo gargarizans (Asiatic toad)
Lineage: Eukaryota; Metazoa; Chordata; Amphibia; Anura; Bufonidae
Product: cell cycle control protein 50C-like
Exons: 7
Coding region: 73-1131 (352 amino acids)
Biological process (GO): phospholipid translocation
Cellular component (GO): endoplasmic reticulum; plasma membrane; Golgi apparatus
Source: RefSeq, a predicted model, not a curated record